Macrosiphum euphorbiae (potato aphid) is the source of this 756-nucleotide messenger RNA. The record is from the annotation of a GenBank genome assembly. NCBI's taxonomy places the organism in Eukaryota, Metazoa, Arthropoda, Insecta, Hemiptera, Aphididae.
AUGUUUUAUACAAUUGUUUUCAAUUUGCUUCAUAGAAUUACUGGAUCUUCGUUAGGACUUAUUUGCUUUAUACUUCCCAUUUACUGGACCGACAUGAAAAAUAUACCAGAAUACUGGGAUCGAUGGGCUAUUUUUCAGGACAAAUUUGAAUUGUGUAUGCGAAAACCUUUUCAAUUGAAUAUAAGCAAACGAGUAUGGUUCGUGACAAUAUUGCCCACCGCUCUUAUGACAUUCAAUAUAGUAGCAAGUUUAUUAUUUGUUAAGGGGUGGAAAGUAAAUAAUUCCAUAUUGUUUAUUGGCAUAUUCGGCAUCAUAAACCUAACAACUGGAUAUUUUUAUAUCAACUGCCACAUAUUUAGAAAUAUCAGCAAGGACAUAAAUCAACGUAUAAUGGAGUUAAUAGUAACAAAGGGAUCGUCAACCAGAUUUAGAGAGCACACAGAACUUUGGUGUUACAUGUCACAUCUCAUAACGGAUUUCGGGAUUGUCCAUGGUGGAAUUUAUAGUUCUACCGCUAUUGUCAUGUAUAUAUCCAGUACAGUACUAUGGUUUUACUUCGCCAUGACACUUAUAAGCCCCGAGAACUACCUGGUCAGCGUUAUAAUUGUGCCACUUGCAUUUACAAAUGCAAUACUUAUGGUGUAUAGUGAAGCCGCGUACAUAGCUCUUUCAGAGGUGGGAAAGAAAUUACAUUGGAAAAUAUUGAAUUCAGCCAUGUGUGGUCUUGUGGAACAAACACAAAGAGAAGUAAGCUAG